Molecule: messenger RNA, 1343 nt
Organism: Magallana angulata
Lineage: Eukaryota; Metazoa; Mollusca; Bivalvia; Ostreida; Ostreidae
Exons: 3
Coding region: 90-635 (181 amino acids)
Source: RefSeq, a predicted model, not a curated record
GUGGAAUUUACUUCCUGAUAGCACACCCAGUCUACUUUCUAUUCAACCAACAUUUAAGAAUCUUGAAUCUCCACUCUUCGUAGCGAAGAAUGACACAGCUCAAAUGUUUUACGUCGGUCGAGUUUGGUGAUAGUGCUGCUACCCAUGUGUUUGAGGACAAGAAUGAGUUUGUGGGAUACGAAACCCUGGGGGCAAGGCCAGCUUCCACUAACUACGACACAUUAACACAAAAGGACCGGCAUUCAGCGCGAGACUCUCAGAACGAGGUCUCUGCCGUCAGUGAGGAGGACGGGUCUCCAUCCCAAAGUAUUACUGAGUCAGAGACGCACGAGGCUGCGUACAGUCAAAUCAUACUCGUGGAGGACGUUGAGGGACAAAUAGGCAGGUCUCACGACAACGAGAAGUUCGCCCUGGAGGACGUUGUUCCGGUCUACCCAUCCUCCCCCAGUAAAAAAUCGUCAUUUAAUGGUUAUUCCAACGUGACCAAUGCCUCACCAAAGAGAGCAUGUUUCCAACGCCGGACCUAUAUUCUUCUUAUCCUGAUCACCACGCUGGUCAUAGUCAUAGGCGUCACGCUCAUCUGGUAUUUCAAUGGUAAAUAUAGGCGUCACAUUCAUCUGGUAUUUCAAUGGUAAAUAUAGGCGUCACAUUCAUCUGGUAUUUCAAUGGUAAAUAUAGGCGUCACAUUCAUCUGGUAUUUGAGUGGUAAAUGUAGGCGUCACGUUUAUCUGGUAUUCCAAUGGUUGAUAUGGGCGUCACAUUUAUCUGGUAUAAUAAUGGUUAAAAUGGGCGUCACAUUCAUCUGGUAUUUCAAUGGUAAAUAUAGGCGUCACAUUCAUCUGGUAUUUCAAUGGUAAAUAUAGGCGUCACAUUCAUCUGGUAUUUGAGUGGUAAACACAGGCGUCACGUUUAUCUGGUAUUCCAAUGGUUGAUAUAGGCGUCACAUUUAUCUGGUAUUUUAAUGGUUAAUAAAGGCGUCUCAUGCUCAUCUGGUAUUUUAGUGGUAAACACAGGCGUAAUACUAAUACUGGUAGUGUAUUUUAUUGGUACAUAAUUUAAUUCUAUUUGUAACGCGCUUUCUGAUUGGCUAAAAAUUAUUCUAUAUCAUAUAAAGAAUGUUGCUUACGUCAUAGUAAGGUUAACGUCAAAAACGUAAAAAAAAUGUACUAAAGAACUAUAUAUGAUAGGAGUUGAAUUUGGCUCCCAUAAUACGCCAUUAUUCAUAGUGUUUCGGUAACAUUAAAAUGUUAUGUUAUAUUUUAGAGGAGUUGAUAUAAAAUAAUAUUUUUAACCUAUUUAUUUGAUUUAUUUGCACUCACUUGCAGUAUAUGGCGUCAGAAGUG